Jatropha curcas is the source of this 1950-nucleotide messenger RNA. Lineage: Eukaryota; Viridiplantae; Streptophyta; Magnoliopsida; Malpighiales; Euphorbiaceae. The record is from RefSeq and is a predicted model, not a curated record.
AUGGAUUUGGGAACUUUCUGGCUUACUAGGGUUGAUGCGCAUUUGGAUGAAGAAUGCCGGCUUGCAACAUAUCACGAGGAUAGGCGUCUACAACAAUUAUUUCAUGAUUAUGAAUCCAUUAAAGGACUGGAAGUCUAUGUUGGGAUGUAUUGGUUGAUCCAUGACAAGAAAACAACAAGAAAGAGCAACGCAGAGAUGCUAGAAAAGUUCUGUUUUGUUGUAGGACCUAACGGGAUUGAGGUUGACCCCAACAAAAUAAAAGCCAUUCAAGAUAUGGGACCGCCAAGAACUAAACAUCAGGUGAGAAGCUUCUUGGGAAAAAUUCAGUACAUCAACAGGUUUAUUUCCAGGCUAUCCAUCACUUGUGCUCCGAUCUUCAAGCUACUCAAGAAGAAUCAACUAGUUAAAUGGAAUGAGGACUGCCAGAAAGCCUUUGAUCACAUAAAGAGGUAUUUGAUGAAUCCACCGGUGCUGAGUUCGCCUAAACCAGGAGAGCCUCUGACCUUGUAUUUGUCUAUAGAGGAUGCCGGAGUGGGAGCCAUGUUGGCACAGCCGGACGCUGCUGGAGUAGAAAAGGCUAUCUAUUACAUCAGUAAGAAACUACUGCCUAUCGAGGAGAAGUACACCUAUCGAGGAGAAGUCACUUUCGUUUCCAAAUUGAUCCUUGGAGAUAUUUCGGGGAGAACACCUACUCUUAGAAGGGCGUCUGUCCAAAUGGGGCUAAUUCAGGAAUGGCUAAUUCAGAUGUCUAGUGUGGAUGCAGAGUUUGUCACGAGGAAAACGGUCAAAGGUCGGGUUGUGGCAGAGUUCCUGGCAGAGAAUCCCGUUGGGCUUGGAAAUUGUAUUGAUGGAUCAGCCAAUAGAAGCGGAGCCGAAGCUAGUAUUGUGAUAGAAGCACCUAAUGGCGAGGUCAUAAUGAUGUGCAAAAGAUUAUUGUUUCCGGUCACCAACAACAUGGCUGAAUAUGAAGCAUGCAUCAUGGGAAUGGAAGCUCUUCUUGCAUUCGGUGCCAAGGAAGUCGAGGUGAUAGGUGAUUCGCUGUUGGUCAUCGAACACGCUAACGAGAGAUGGAAAGUAGAAGAAGAAAGGUUGAAGCCCUAUGUUGAGUACUUAUUGAAGAAGGCAACACUCUUUGAUAAGAUCACCUUCACUCACAUAGGAAGAACCUAUAACAUAGAAGAACCUUAUAACAAAAUUCCGAACGCCUUGGUUGGAGUCGGGAGGAAGAACCCUUGGUUUACGGAUUAUCCUGCGUAUAUCCUGCGGUAUAUGAAAGACGGAACCUUUUCUAAUGAUGCGACAAAAGAAGACCGUUCAGUUUUCAGAAAAAUGGCUUUGAAUUAUGUCCUGGUUGAUGGUGAACUUUAUAGAAGAGCUUGGGAUGGGAUGCUGCUAAGAUGCGUAGAUAAGGAGGGAGAAGACAUAAUGAAGAAAAUUCAUGAGGGAGUCUGCGGUACCCAUUUGAGCGGCAUUAGCUUAGCCAGAAAAAUCAUGAGGCAGGGCUAUUUUUGGACACAGAUGGAAGGUGACUGUGUUAAUUAUGUACGUCACAGUAAAACUUGCCAGCACCAUGAUAAUAAAAGGCAUUUGCCUGCUGUUGAACUUCAUCGACAGUUCCUUCUUAGCCUUUCUCUGCAUGGGGUUGGCGGUUCUUCAUGGCAUACACAUUCAAUAUCAAGAAACAAUAAGCUCGAAUCCAAUAGGGACCUAUAUCCAUGGACAGAACCCUACUCAGAAAAGGCUCUAAAGGAAGACCUUAAUCCGUGUUUACGCCGUCAGGAAGGUAAACUGGGCACAGGGCCACGAUCUCGGUCAGAUCAUAUCCGGGUCCUGGGGGCAAAGCCGGAGUUUCAUCCUGUUCAGGGUGAUGAUCCAUCACGACACACAUUUCCUCAUAGGUCGGGGUUAUUUCAGAGUCUUCAAACCGGAAAACCAUGGUGUUGGGGUUGA